AUGCAGAUAAUUGUUAUUUGCUUAACGAUAUCGACGGCGGCACCCAACCACCGAAAGCAGUCUCCAGUUCUUUUGCAACUGCCAAGCAGAGGCGAUCCUGAUAAGGCAUUCACUCGACUCGGUUUAACGGAUGCUGAACGCAUGGAGAUCUACACGAUGGUAGCGGCGGUGCUUCAUCUCGGUAACAUCACGUUCGAGGACAAUCCGGAAGACACCAAGGGCGGCUGCAGGAUAACCGCCGACUCGGAAAAGGCGGUAGUGAUAUCCGCAAAGUUACUGGGGGUGGAUCCCGAAGAGCUGCGACAAGCUCUGGUCUCGAAGGUGAUGCAAACUAGUCGAGGUGGCAUCAAAGGAACAGUUAUCAUGGUGCCGCUGAAGGUCUAUGAGGCUAAUAACGCUCGAGAUGCUCUAGCGAAGGCCAUUUAUAGCAAAUUGUUUGAUCACAUCGUCGCGCGGAUUAACAAGAGCAUACCUUUUAAGGCUUCAAGUUAUUAUAUCGGCGUGCUGGACAUUGCGGGAUUCGAAUAUUUCAAAGUCAACAGCUUCGAGCAGUUUUGCAUAAAUUACUGCAACGAGAAACUUCAACAGUUCUUCAACGAGCGGAUCUUGAAGUACGAGCAAGAACUUUAUGCUCGAGAAUCUUUGAACGUCCCGAAAAUCUCCUACGUCGAUAAUCAAGAUUGCAUCGAUUUGAUCGAAUCGAAGAAUACUGGUAUCUUCAGCCUGCUGGACGAGGAAUCGAAAUUGCCGACUCAUAGUUUCGCGCAUUUCACCAACGAGGUUCAUCGUGCGUGGAACGGUCAUUUCCGCAUCACUUUACCACGAACGUCACGAUUGAAGGCUCAUCGAGAAUUACGAGACGAUGAGGGAUUCGUGAUUCGACAUUACGCCGGUGGUGUCUGCUAUCAAACGAACCAAUUUAUUGAGAAGAACAAUGAUGCAUUGCACGCUUCUCUGGAGGCGCUCAUUCAAGAGAGCGGUAGUAAAUUUCUCAGAACGCAGUUUGCCAAUCACUCCUUGCAAAAGGGAAAGCUGAACUUCAUCAGUGUCGGCAGUAAAUUCAAAACGCAACUAGGCGAACUUAUGGACAAACUGAAGAGCAACGGAACAAAUUUUAUAAGAUGCAUCAAACCAAACAGCGAUAUGGUGGCGCAUCAAUUCGACGGGAAUAGUAUCAUGAAUCAACUUCGUUGCUCGGGAAUGACAUCGGUUCUGGAACUGAUGGAACAUGGCUAUCCCAGUCGAGUACCCUUCCACGAGCUCUAUAACAUGUACAAGACUUACUUACCACCGGAACUGGCCAAAUUGGAUCCCAGAUUCUUCUGUGAGGCGCUGCUUCAUAGUCUAAAGUUGAAUCAGAAGGACUUCAAAUUCGGUAUCACUCGGGUCUUUUUCAAGCCGGGCAAAUUCGCCGAGUUUGACCGGAUCAUGAAAUCCGACCCGGAGAAUCUCCGCAGGCUGGUCGCAAACGUGAAAAAGUGGCUGUUAAAGUCACGCUGGAAUAAGAUGCAGUUUUGCGCGCUGUCAGUGAUCAAACUGAAGAACAAGAUCAUCUACCGGCGACAACACCUGAUCGUGUUGCAAAAGACAGCCAGGAUGUACAUUGCGAAGAAACAACAUCGGCCACGAAUUCGCGGUAUCGUGAAAAUCAAGAAUCUGCGGAAGCAACUGACGCGAAUGGAGGAGACCGCGAGCCAAUUGAAAAAUCGAGAGAAAUCGACACAAGACAUGAAGAAGCUGGACGACGACCUAGAGAGGGCCAUACGCAAGAUCAAAGAUAAUCCGAGGAUCGCGCAGACCGAGAUUGAUGGUCUCUAUACAUCUCUCGUGAAUCAGGUGAACAAACAGAUGGCUUCCCUGCAAGAUAUGGUGAAGCAGCAGAAGGUCGCCGAGGAACAGGCAAGGUUGAAGAAGAUCCAACAGGAACUCGAGCUCGAGAAGAAACGUAAAGAAGAGGAGGAACGUAAGAAGAGAGAGGAGGAGGAAAACAGGAGAAAGAAGCUCGACAUGGAAGCCAGAAGAAAAAUCGAAGAAGAGCAAAGGAGAAAACAGGAGGAAGAGGAUCAGAAGGCGGCGGUUGCUCUUCAGGCCCAAUUGGAAAAAGAGGCCAUGGAGGAGACUCGAUAUCGAGAAUUGCUCGAGCAAGAGAGAAGACACGAACUGGCGGUCAGACUCGCUCAAGAAUCCAAUGGACAAGUGGAGGAUUCACCGCCGCCUGCACGAAAUGGUUCCGAUGUGCGAGUAUCUACGAACAACAACAGACUAAUGAGAUCCGAACAGGUACGUAACCAGCAAGCGGCUAUGAGCAACAAAAAAUACGAUCUGUCCAAGUGGAAGUAUUCAGAGUUGCGAGACGCAAUCAAUACGUCUUGCGAUAUCGAAUUACUGGAAGCUUGUCGUCACGAGUUCCAUCGUAGGCUGAAGGUUUAUCACGCCUGGAAGGCGAGGAAUCGCAGGCGAACAACCAUGGACGAAAAUGAACGAGCGCCGAAAUCCAUCAUGGAAGAAGCUGCUAAAACACCAAGGACAAUGGUGAAGCAACAGAUUGUCGAGUCAUCGCAGAGAUACUUCCGAAUUCCCUUCGUUCGUUCGUCCGCGGCUGGGCAGCAGGACAACACUCACAGCGGCGGCAAGAGGGGAUGGUGGUACGCGCAUUUUGAUGGACAAUACGUGGCACGACAGAUGGAACUUCAUCCCGACAAACCGCCUAUACUUCUCGUGGCAGGAGUGUUUUACCCCUAGACCCGUAGACACGCGUAUGG
Camponotus floridanus (Florida carpenter ant) is the source of this 2762-nucleotide messenger RNA. RefSeq names its product myosin heavy chain 95F-like (gene jar). Lineage: Eukaryota; Metazoa; Arthropoda; Insecta; Hymenoptera; Formicidae. The record is from RefSeq and is a predicted model, not a curated record. Gene Ontology annotation, molecular function: microfilament motor activity; ATP binding; actin filament binding. Gene Ontology annotation, cellular component: cytoplasm; myosin complex; actin cytoskeleton. Gene Ontology annotation, biological process: vesicle transport along actin filament; actin filament organization; endocytosis.